Molecule: messenger RNA, 1129 nt
Organism: Helianthus annuus (common sunflower)
Lineage: Eukaryota; Viridiplantae; Streptophyta; Magnoliopsida; Asterales; Asteraceae
Product: ubiquinone biosynthesis O-methyltransferase, mitochondrial
Exons: 10
Coding region: 141-968 (275 amino acids)
Biological process (GO): ubiquinone biosynthetic process
Molecular function (GO): 2-methoxy-6-polyprenyl-1,4-benzoquinol methyltransferase activity
Source: RefSeq, a predicted model, not a curated record
AUGAGCCCAUAAAGAGGAUGAAGUUAAAUGCACAACGACCGACACCUAAAUGAUUUCUUGGAUCUUCAUCAUCAAAUUUUGGGUCCUUUCUUCUUCAUAUAGCAUACCAGAAAUUUAUUCUGGUGUCAAAAUCAGUAGCUAUGUUUAGCAGGAUGUUUGCAAGAACUAGUUUCAAACAUGCAGUUGUUGAAGGUUUCCAGCCCCUUAUUCACCAUAGGCGUUAUGCAACUGCCGCUUCUUUGAACCAAACUGAAGUAGCCAAAUUUGCAGCUAUGGCUGAUAGUUGGUGGGAUAUGGAAGGGCCUUUUAAGCCAUUACAUGCCAUGAAUCCUGCAAGGCUAACUUUUAUUCGGUCGACUCUUUGCAGACAUUUUGGCAAGGAUCCAUUUUCUGCAAGACCAUUUGAAGGACUAAAAUUUGUAGAUGUUGGUUGUGGAGGAGGUAUUUUAUCUGAGCCUUUGGCUCGCAUGGGAGCUUCAGUGACAGGAAUUGAUGUCGUGGAGAAGAAUAUCACAAUUGCACGUCUUCAUGCGGAUUUGGAUCCGGUAGCUUCCUCUAUUGAAUAUCGUUGCACAACUGCUGAAAAUUUGGUCGAAGAGCAGAUAAAGUUUGAUGCGGUUAUUGCUUUAGAGGUAAUCGAACAUGUAUCAGCCCCUGCUGAGUUUUGCAAAUCCUUGUCAGCAUUAACCGUAUCCAAUGGAGCUACUGUCAUCUCGACAGUAAACCGUUCUAUGAGAGCAUACGCAUCUACAAUUGUUGCAGCAGAGUACAUCCUGCAAUGGCUUCCCAAGGGCACGCAUCAAUGGUCGAGCUUUAUAACUCCUGAAGAACUAGUAUUGACACUGCAGCGCGCUUCGAUCUCUGUUGAAGAGAUGGCUGGCUUUGAUUUCGACCCAUUGACCGGUCAAUGGUCUAUUACUGAUGAUAUUGGUGUGCAAUACAUCGCAUUCGGCAUUAGAAACGGCUAAUCAUUUAAUAGUUUUGGGCAGGCUGGUUUUCAUUUGGUUGUUUUUUCAUCUUUGUAUCAAUAAGUUAUCCCUCUGGUUGCCCUUUGGAAAUGCAGUUAUAAAUAAUAAUAAUAAAAAAAAGUUCCCAUGGAAAUUGUAAUAAUAUAUCCAUUUGGAAGGUU